This is a messenger RNA of Zingiber officinale, 2343 nucleotides long. RefSeq names its product probable inactive receptor kinase At5g67200. NCBI's taxonomy places the organism in Eukaryota, Viridiplantae, Streptophyta, Magnoliopsida, Zingiberales, Zingiberaceae. The record is from RefSeq and is a predicted model, not a curated record. Gene Ontology annotation, molecular function: protein binding; ATP binding; protein kinase activity. The transcript has 2 exons. Gene Ontology annotation, biological process: protein phosphorylation. The coding region runs from base 123 to 2111 and encodes 662 amino acids.
AAAAAAAAGGAAAGAUGGGGGGUAAUAAAGAGAACUGAUCGAGAAAGGAUGAGGCCACUCCAAGCGUAGAAGCAGCAGCAGAGGCAGAAGAGAAGCCGUUGGCUUUCGUCGCCCCCAUCACAAUGCUCGACGGCGCUGCUUCCGGCGUUCUGCUUCUCCUCUUCUGCACUGCCGCCGCCGGCCUGGUCGGCUCGGCCGUUGCUGGCGGUUCCUCCGACGCCGCCGCUCUCCUCGCCUUCAAGUCCGCCGCCGACCCCGGCAACCGCCUCGCCUUCCCCGCUCCCCCCUCCAACGACUCCGCCUCCCACUGCCGCUGGCCUGGCGUCUCCUGCUCCCCCGCCGGUCGCGUCGUACGCCUCGUGCUCGUUAGCUCCGACAUCACCGGCUUCUUCACCCCCGGCACCCUAGACCGCCUAGACCAGCUCCGCAUACUCAGCCUCCAGGACAAUUCCCUCGCCGGCCCCAUCCCGGACCUCUCCCCGCUGAUUAACCUCCGGGCCAUCUUCCUCGGCCAUAACCGCUUCGGCGGUCGCUUCCCGCCCUCGAUACUCUCCCUCCACCGCCUCCGCGUCCUCGAUCUCUCCAGCAACCACCUAGCCGGCCCCGUCCCGCAGGCCCUUGCCUCCCUAGACCGCCUCGUCGCUCUCCGCCUGGACUCCAACCGCUUCAACGGCUCCCUCCCUGCCUUCAACCAAACCUCUCUUAAAACCCUCAAUGUCUCCUUCAAUAACUUCUCCGGCGAGAUCCCCACCACCUCCAUCUUGUCUUCCUUCUCCGCCUCCUCUUUCGCUGCAAAUCCAGCGCUCUGCGGUAAGAUUCUAGGAAAGGAGUGCCGCGUCGACGCCCAUAUACUCUUCCCCCACCGCGGUAAUGACUCUCACAAUGCGUCGUCGCCGGCCGGAGCUAACUUAGGGCAAAAUAGCAGGUUCAAUCUACCGGCAUCUUCGCCGUCUCAAAAGAUGCAUAAGAGAGCCGUCGUCGCCAUAGGGUUCUUGGCCAUCUCGAUGCUGGCGAUUGGAAUCUUGGGCGCGUUGCUGGUGAUGCAGAGACGGAGGAAGAGAAUGAAGCAGGGGGAGAUUCUAAUCCCAGUGAAGCGCAACACCGAGGCGGCGGAACCGGCCCCAGCGGCCGUGGAAAGCUACACCGAAGAGAUCGAGAGUGGGAACAACGAGCUCAUCGCUGCGGCGGCGAUGGCGGUGUCGGAGGAGAAGGUAAAGAAGUUGGCAAAGAGUGGGUGUUUGGUGUUCUGCUCUGGGGAGGCGCAGGUGUACACGCUUGAGCAGCUGAUGAAGUCGUCAGCGGAAAUGCUAGGGAGGGGGAAGCUUGGCACAACGUACAAGGCGGUGCUGGAGAACAGGCUCAAUGUGACAGUGAAGAGGUUAGACGCCGCAAAGCUGGCAGCGACCGGGAAGGAGGCAUUCGACCGACACAUGGAGGUGGUGGGGAGGCUCCGCCACCCCAAUUUGGUGCCAUUGCGGGCAUUCUUCCAAUCUAAGGAGGAGAGGCUGCUGGUGUAUGAUUACAAGCCCAAUGGAAGCCUUUAUUCAUUGAUUCAUGGCUCAAGAUCCACGAGGUCGAAGCCCCUUCACUGGACUUCAUGUCUUAAGAUAGCAGAAGAUGUUGCACAAGGACUUGCAUACAUUCACCAAGCUUCUCCAUUAGUUCAUGGCAACAUCAAAUCGGCCAACAUCCUCCUUGGUUCUGAUUUUGAGGCUUGCCUAACCGACUAUUGUCUCUCAUUUCUCGUGGAGUCAUCAGACAGCGAAGAUGUCUCAGGAUACCAAGCUCCCGAAACUCAAAGAUCUAACGAUCCUUUAACUCCCAAAUCGGACAUCUACUGUUUCGGUGUGCUAUUGUUGGAGCUUCUCACUGGCAAAUCUCCAUCACAACAUCCGGUCCUAAUGGAAACCGAUAUACCUGCUUGGGUUCAAUCGACACGGGAAGAUGGUGGAGACGAUGAGCGCUUAAUGAUGAUCGUCAACAUCGCAGCAGCCUGCGUCCAUCCAUUUCCAGACAGUAGGCCAACCACAUGGCAGGUUCUGAAAAUGAUUCAGGAAGUGAAGGAGGCCGAUAACGGCGACAAUGACAGUGAUUCUGCAUCACUUUCUUAAAACUUAAAACCUCGGAUGCAACUUCAAACCAUCCUUGUGGUAAGGAUCAAGUUGGCAGUUUGCUCACAUCUCCCUCAGUUCACAAGUCCAUUUCUGAUGUACUUUUUAGAUCUUAACUGUGCUAUACAAGCUAUAACAUGCAAUGAAUAAGGAUCAAGUUGGAACUUCCAGGUGUGCCAAAGAGAUAAUAUUGUAAGACUGUUCUUAGCGUUAUAAUAGAUUUUUUAUUGAA